Molecule: messenger RNA, 1545 nt
Organism: Fusarium venenatum
Lineage: Eukaryota; Fungi; Ascomycota; Sordariomycetes; Hypocreales; Nectriaceae
Molecular function (GO): UDP-glycosyltransferase activity
Source: RefSeq, a predicted model, not a curated record
AUGUAUCGACGUUUGUUUCUCGGGACAGUGCUUGUUGCACUUUUGGCGUUGUUAUUCCCGCAGCAAAAGGAUGAACAUCCACCGUACGUGAAAGGAAAGAACGGAACAGCAUUGUUUUUGGUCAAUCAAGAACACGGUGUAUCAAACGUGCUUGUUGCAACAGCCUCAGCCUUGUUGGAGAACUACCCUGACAUUGACGUCCAUUUCGCCUCAUUCCCCAAGCUCAAGAACAAACUUGAAAGAGUCUCCAAUUUCGCUCGAAGAAAGACACCUUCGGCUCGCAACAUCGUUUUCCAUCAACUUCAAAGUCCUUCAUACGCGGACGUGAUUACCAAUGCAGGAAGAAGUCUCGACGACAUUCCUCAUCCUCCAGGUCCUGCUGGCAUUUCUCAUUUGUGCAGAGACAUUCAGCUCUGGAUAUCGCCAUGGUCUGCCGAUGACCACUUUUCCAUCUACGAGGAGGUCGUUUCUCUCAUUGAUGAGAUUGAUCCUGCCGUGGUAGUGAUCGAUACUCUGUUCAGACCAGGACUUGAUGCAACAAGAGACAAGAAUCGACAGCAUGCGUUCAUCACUCCCAACCAGGCUAUUGACAACUUUCUCGGAGAACAGCCGUAUGGAAGCAUGUUUUGGAAAUAUCCAUCGAUGAGUUCGGGUUUUCCAUUUCCAGUGCCAUGGAACAAGAUUCCCGAGAAUAUUUACCUCAAUAUCCGGUUUAUCUACAGUGUUUUGAGAAUGCCAGAUCUUGCUGCCAAACGAAAGGCACUCCGCGAGAGAGGACUCAAAGAUCCUCUCAACUUCUUCGGCAUGUACCGAGAUGAUGUGCCGUGGAUUACUGUCACAGCCGAUGGCGCUUCCAUCCCAGUAGAUUACAUUCCGUCGAACGUCACUACCACAAACCCGAUUGUUCUUUCUGUUGCCCCGGCUGCUGAACAGGAUCCUGUGCUUGUUGACUGGUUGAAGAAGACACCAACAGUCUUGAUCAACCUCGGCAGCACCGUCAGCUAUUCUGAGUCUCAAGCUUCAAUCAUGACACAAGCCAUCGCCAACGUCCUUGACAAGGUUGACAUUCAAGUCCUUUGGAAGUUCAACAAGGUCGGCAACUACUCGGAUGACGUUUUUCUCCCAGUCAAGCAACAUCUUGAGAGCGGCCUUCUCAAGUUGGAGAGGUGGCUCACAGUUGAUCCAACUUCGUUACUCGAGUCGGGUCUCAUCGUUGCGUCAAUUCACCAUGGAGGGGCCAACUGCUACAACGAAGCUGUCUAUGCUGGCGUUCCUCACGUCAUUCUACCUUUAUGGGCUGAUCUCUAUAGUUAUGCAGCACUUGUUGAAACCAUUGGUAUUGGUGUUUGGGCAUGCCCCAGCACAAGCCCGAAGUGGACAGUUGAAGGACUUACCCACGCCUUUUUGAAAGUUCUCGACGGUGGGGAAGCGAGUGUCAGUAUGCGUGAGAAGGCCAAAGAAGUGGGGGAUAGAAUGCAGGUAGCAGAAAAGGGACGCGAUGUUGCUGCAAGAAAGGUAGCCGAGCUUGCUUAUUCUGGAGUGUGA